Molecule: messenger RNA, 615 nt
Organism: Patella vulgata (common limpet)
Lineage: Eukaryota; Metazoa; Mollusca; Gastropoda; Patellidae
Product: 5-hydroxytryptamine receptor 3A-like
Exons: 3
Coding region: 1-615 (204 amino acids)
Biological process (GO): nervous system process; chemical synaptic transmission; signal transduction
Cellular component (GO): membrane; neuron projection; synapse
Molecular function (GO): neurotransmitter receptor activity; extracellular ligand-gated monoatomic ion channel activity; transmembrane signaling receptor activity
Source: RefSeq, a predicted model, not a curated record
AUGAAUGAAAUUCAACAAAUUUUGAAGCUAUUUUGUAGUUUUCAGUUAUCGUGGACGGACGACUUUUUAAGGUGGGAUCCGAAUUCAUUCGGGGGUUUAUCCAAGAUACAAAUUGAUUCUCAUCUUGUCUACGGAGAAUGGAAUUUCGAUGUCAUUUCUUUCGCAGUUUCAAAUCUCAAAUUUGAUAACACCGAUUAUGAUGUAUCUUCAUUUAACAUAUCGAUACGAUUUACACGCAAUCCUUUGUUCUUUGCAGUCAGUGCACUUUUCCCCGUCGUACUUCUCUCCUUCUUAAACGUAUUUGCAUUUUGUCUGCCGGACAAUUCUGGAGAAAAGACCUCAUUUUCAAUCACAUUAUUGUUGGCUUUAGCGGUAUUUCUGACGUCCAUUGAAAGUUCUCUUCCAAAAUCUUCUACGAACGUAAAUUAUAUUACGUUGUACAUCACAUCUUUGUUAGUCAUAAGUUGCCUGAUAGUAAUGACCAAUAUAUUUCUCUUGUACUUUCACCAUAAGCUCCAACGAAAGGAGGAGUGGGAACGGAACCAUGACACCGCACAGGAUACCACAGACAAUACACUGACCCACAGGAUUCUCCAAAAGCUGAAGUUAGUUUAA